Trichobilharzia regenti is the source of this 1903-nucleotide messenger RNA. The record is from the annotation of a GenBank genome assembly. Lineage: Eukaryota; Metazoa; Platyhelminthes; Trematoda; Strigeidida; Schistosomatidae.
ACCAUUUUUAUUUCCAUUUCUGUGAGUUGUCCUCUUUGUCACCCUUCUUUUUUACGAAGUUUUCCAAGUAAUUACUUGCGUCGUUAUACGUUUUAUGUUGCAACUAUAACAGUACCGGCCAUUUUUAUUAUUAGGUAUAGCGUAUAAGUUGUGUAGACUGCAGGAAUCCGUUUUUUAACCGUUUUUCCGGUUUCUUCCAGGUAACAUGAGCUCCAACAUUUCUCCGUCAAGUAUCAAUAAUACGCUAAAUGACAGCAGACCACCAGCUAAUGUCGAACCAUACCGCCGGAAGAAUUCUAGACUACCGCUAGUCAAUUUUGACUUAAGACGAUAUAAGUCAACAUACUAUCGGCGUCUAAAAAAGUACAAUCUGGAUUGGAAGAAGCGUGUAGAAGAAUCAUAUGCGAAAAUUCUUGCAAGUGAACCACAACCUGAAACAAUGGCAGGAAACAUGGUUACUCCCCAACAAAUUAUCGUUCCAGUUGAUGUUCCUUGUAAUAGCAUGGCACCUCCACCGUCAUUUGAUGAGCAUUUACCGAAUGAACAACUGUCUGCAACAGAGGAAGUUGACCAAACCGAGUGCACUCCAGUGGAUUCUGUUCGCAACGUCGUCUAUAGAUGCAAGCUGAAUAUGACUACUACUCGUAUUUUGCUGGAAGAAUUAAGGCCACAUCUUCGUGAACUGCCGACUGACCCUCGGACAUUGAUGAGGACUAAAGACGUUUUAGAAAGGAGAGCAGUUGGUCCUGGAAUAUAUGUUCACAUUGGUCUUCGUCGUCAGAUUUUAUCUCGGUUACAAAUUGUCAAAUGUAAAGUCUCUGUGCCAAUUGCUCUUCAGCUGAACAUUGAUGGUGCCCCAAUUUUCAACAACUCCAAAUUACAGAUGUGGCCAAUACAAGGAAAGUUACUUUUGUCGGGCUGUGACAAGGUAUUCUUGGUAGGAGUCUACUGUGGUUCGUGUAAACCUUUAAGUAUACACAGUUUUUUGAGGGACACUAUCAUCGAAUAAGAAAACAUUUGUGCCAAUGGUGUCACAUUACCCAACAAUCAUCGCAUAGACAUUGUACUUAAGGCCGUCAUCUGUGAUACACCAGCAAGAGCACUAGUUAAGCAAAUAAGUGGUCACAAUUCAACACAAGGAUGCGAUAAAUGUGAGGCUUUAUGCUGUCGUGCUAAUCAUCGCAUGGUUUUUCCUACUACAUGUGCUGCUUUAAGAACAGACAUGUCUUUUCGCAACCAAACUUUGCCAUGUCACCAUAAGGGUAAAUCUCCUUUCGAGAGAUUGCAUGUAGACAUGAUCACUGUUUCCCCUAUAGAUAGCAUGCAUCUCAUAUACUUAGGUGUAGUUCGAAAGUUGAUUGGCCUGUGGAAAUCCAUGGCCACAUCUAGGGCAGAUGGCAUGCAUCCUACGAUAUUGAACACUGUUAACUGCAAACUACUCGGCUCACACAAGCUGACUCCUUUUGAAUUCCAGCGUAAGUGUCGAACAUUAGACGACAUUGACCAUUGGAAAGCAACGGAGUGUAGGCUUUUUCUUUUAUAUUUAGGAGUGGUAUACCUUAAAGACGUAUUACCACCUUGCUUUUAUGACAACUUCUUCGAUUUAUUCUUGUCAUGUUACAUCUUAAGUCACCCGGCUUAUUCUUCCUAUUACCUAGAUGACGUGAAGGGUUUAUUAUUGAAAUUCGUUGGGAACUUUAGGUCAUUAUUUGGGGAGGAAAACAUGGUAUACAAUAUCCAUGGAUUACUUCAUAUUUGUGAGGACGUGAAACAGCACGGACCACUGGACACUUUCUCAUGUUUCCCAUUUGAAUCGAACAUGCGUUUUCUCCAGACUCUAGUCAAAGGUCCCAAUAACCCAGCAGUUCAGAUAGGUAAACGCAUAGGAGAAAGAUGGUUAGUC